UCGUGUAGUUCCGAGCGUUGCUGUUCUCUUUCAUCUCAUUUGUAUGCAUGUGUGCAUCCUGUGAUGUUGCAUUUCGUGUCUUGUAUUGCAAGACAUUCGGCUCAUUCUUAACGAGAAAAAAUGGCUGUUGACGAUGUCAUCAACGAGGAUCCUGAUCUGUAUGAUAUCACUGACUUUACCACAUCGACAGACUGGGAGAGAUUUGUGGCUUCAAUUGAGGCUGUGAUACAUGAAUGGAAGCUGACUUCAUUAAAGCCCGUUAGUCCUCUAAAUGAGAGCGAACUUGCAAAUGGCACUUGGGAAAUGUCAUCUGAAGACAUAAGUUUUGCACGAUUUGGUUUCACGAUAACGCGACAUUACUUAGCUUCUGCUGUAAAACAUGAUGACAACAUGUCCAUUGAAGGUUCCUCCGAUGAUCUACCUCCAUUUGCACUGGAAGAUAUGGUAACCUUUGGGAAUGAUUUUCCCCCACGUGCACACUACCUCGUCCGUUGGUAUGGCAUCCGUGACUUCUUAGUGAUAACACCUAACCCUGACGAUCAAAUUGUUGGUACAGAAGAUAGAGCAAAAUUGCUACUCAGUUCAGUCUGCUUGGCAUUGAGUAACUCAAAAUGUACCCUACCUGCAUUUGUGCAAAUACAUCACCUGCAGGAGAGGCUAUGCUUUGGUGUCUGUAUUGGAGGAGGUGUGACAACUUACUUUGACAUGGUUCAUAUUGUUCACAUUCCACCUAUGUGCGGCACUUUAUCAGGCCUGCUCUCCCUGUUCAAAACAAAACUGUCAUACUCGUCGCAGGUAGCCUUGCCACCAGUAGACAUAACCAUUCGCUUUACAUACAUUAUUAAUGAGUGGUCUCCAUAUGCAUGGCCUCAGUUACCACCAGAUGUGACAGAAGAGCUGGAUGAUGCAGAGUCAUUCAAUCUGCAAAAGAUACCUUUUGGUGCACUUGAAGAUCCAAUAUCGGAAAUGCAGCUUUCAGUGACAUGGCCAUCUCUCCCUGAAGACGUUAUUAUUGACAGCGAUGUUCACAGUGAUCUUCGUCCAACAAAUGCACCGAAGUGGUUGGUACGAAUGCGUUGGAAUGAGAACCCUCAAUGUCUCAUGGAGGAGUAUCUUCAAAACUUUCUUCAGCUGUGUGAUAAAAAGAGCUCAUUGAAUCCAGCCUUCAAGAAUGUAUUUACAGAAGAUGAAGUCUCAGCUCAGGCAAACUAUCGUGAUGUACUCGACAGGAUGGCUCCACAAACUUCCUUACCCGUGUCGUUAGGUGUGUCACUCCGUCCUACAUCAGAGAAUAUGCAGGAAACUCAGCUGAGUAUACUUGGAAAUGAUGUCUUUAUGAAGAUUAUGGGCUACAUCUUCCUGAGUUUAGAUGACAACCAGUUUAAAGACAAGGCCUUGUUUGAUGACGGCUUGGAUGAAGGCACUUCCAUGGAAAGUACAAGCACCAACACAAAACUCCAAGAACUAAAGGAAAGCUUAUGUACCAUGAAGACAACACAUCCAGGAAGCCUAGUAUGGCGACUUGCUCUCGCUGUCUCUUAUGUCUAUUACAAAUGGGGAGACUUGCAAGCAGUCGAACAACUUUGGAUGAAAGUUAUUUCAGAAAUCCGGCACAGCUGGGACAACAACUACAUGCUUCCAAGUUUCGAGCCUGGCGCCCCGAACCUCGCCACGUGCCUUCUGCAUCAAAAGCUUCAGAUGCUGAACUGCUGCAUAGAACGCAAAAUGAAAAGAGAACGCAGGCAGCAGGUGGUGGAAAGCGGUACUCAAAUGAGAUCCGGAUCCAGUGAAAGCGACGAGGAUGAGUUUUACGAAUGUCCAGAUGAAUUCAGUGUCGAGGCAAAGAAAGAUUCAAAUGCCACUAAGCGUGAUCCCUCAAGCGCAGAGUCCAGUGAACGUGUUGGUGAAGGAAUACUUCGUCAGUGCGGGAAUAUGACUUUACUGGGGACGUCCAAACCACUAUUCAUACCAGUAACACAGGACCCUGUACCGAUGACCGAAGAUAUGCUAGAAGAGCACGCUGAGGCCCUAGUGCAGUUGGGGAGCAAUCCGGAAGGUGCAGCUCUUCGAGCACGUAUGCAGAGUGCUUGCCUUCUCUCAGAUAUGGAAGCCUUCAAGGCUGCUAACCCUGGAGCUAGCCUGGGAGAUUUUGUUCGUUGGUACUCUCCUCGUGACUGGAUUGCGGCCGUGAUAGACGAAGUGUCUGGCGAGGUGUUACAGGAAGGCCACCUUAGUCCGCGAAUGCAGCUGCCAGGGAACACAUGGCAGGAAGUAUGGGAUACGGCGCGACCUGUGCCCGCGCAUCGCCAGAAACGUCUCUUUGAUGACACCAAGGAAGCUGAGAAGGUGCUCCACUACUUGCUUUCCAUGGGCCCUGCUUCCAUUGCGAGCCAACUCAUGCCAGUUCUGGUACAUUGUGCUCUGGCACAAAUUGUUCAAAAGGCUUCCAAGGGGCCUCCGUCUCUGGUUAGAACUCUGGAUCAAACCAUUACGAAGACCAGCGCACAGCUCAGAGGGAAAACGCCCAAGUACAAGGAGGUUCUACGGUUGCUAUACGACGCAGAAGUUGCCAUAGUUCAGGGGGAAAGCUUGCGACAGAAAUUCGAUCAGAUUCAGCACACUGAAGCGUCAAGUGCUGGAACUUCCGAUAAGCAGCAGCCUUCGGCGGCUAAGCGCCGGCAGAGUUCGGGCAGCAGUCCAGAGAGCGAGUUCGAAAGCUUUGUCAUGGACUUGCUUGACAAACCCGAGGUUGACGUACCUGGUGCUGGGAAGGGACCAGUUGGGAAGGUGCUCUCUAAGCUGUUUACGGAUUCGCAGAAGGUGGCUGACACAACGUCGGAAGUGGAACAUAUUUCCGAGUAUAAAUUUCCAGUUCCUGUUGGACGCGAGUACAUUUUAAGGGCUCGUCAUGCACGUCCCACUCCAGCUUCACGGCCCAUGCCCCAGCGAAUGUAUUGUGUCAUGGCAGGGAAUGACUUCAGACUCGCUGGAGCAUUUACGAACGAUCUGGUAUUUUACUAACUCUACUGUAUCGCGGUGGUGGUAUAAAAUGUACAUACUAACACAAUAAAAUGAAUAUCUAUCUUGA
Molecule: messenger RNA, 3088 nt
Organism: Ornithodoros turicata
Lineage: Eukaryota; Metazoa; Arthropoda; Arachnida; Ixodida; Argasidae
Gene: Rab3GAP1
Product: rab3 GTPase-activating protein catalytic subunit-like
Exons: 24
Coding region: 121-3021 (966 amino acids)
Biological process (GO): positive regulation of GTPase activity
Molecular function (GO): GTPase activator activity
Source: RefSeq, a predicted model, not a curated record